Molecule: messenger RNA, 1066 nt
Organism: Mangifera indica (mango)
Lineage: Eukaryota; Viridiplantae; Streptophyta; Magnoliopsida; Sapindales; Anacardiaceae
Product: zinc finger protein ZAT5-like
Exons: 1
Coding region: 24-905 (293 amino acids)
Source: RefSeq, a predicted model, not a curated record
UACUUCCUCCUUAACUUACCAUUAUGGAAGAAGAAUCUGCAACUGCAACUCAAGAGGAAGCACUUUCUGCCGCUGCCCAUGUUGUUAAAGGAAAGAGAACCAAGCGCCAACGGCCUCAAUCUCCGAUUCCGUUUGUUGUUUCAACUGGGGUUGAUCAUAUUGCUACUGGGUUUGAUGGUGAUUACUUAGAUAGCACCGAGGAAGACGAAGACAUGGCCAAUUGUCUUAUUCUUCUGGCUCAACAACAACAAGUAGGAAAUAAUAAUGAUGAUGAUCGUCGUCUUCAUCAUCAUCACGAAGAGAUGGGGCAAUUACAGAAUAAAUUUAAUAGCAGGAGAUUUCUUGAAGCUCCGUCUUCAGGCACCGGCAAAGCGGGUUACUAUGUUUACGAGUGCAAGACUUGCAACAGAACUUUUCCGUCUUUUCAAGCUCUCGGAGGCCAUCGAGCAAGUCAUAAGAAACCGAAGGGGACGAUGAAUGAUCACGAAGAAGAGGGAAAUUUCCGAAAUUUAUCUUCUCUUUCUCUCCAAUUGAACAGCAAUUUGUAUAGCAAGAAUCAGAAUAGUAAGGUUCAUGAAUGCUCCAUUUGUGGCGCGGAGUUCACUUCGGGACAAGCUUUGGGCGGGCACAUGCGGCGCCACCGGCCACCGAUUGGAACAAACCCCGCUUUGUCAUUGACGCCGACAACCUUGGAAGCGGAAGAUCAGAUAAUUAAGAAGCCGAGAAAUGUAAUGAUGUUACAGUUGGAUCUUAACCUUCCGGCGCCGGAAGACGAUCUCCGGGAAUCAAAAUUACCCUUUUCUUCAAAGCAACCACCGCAGCAGCAGCAGCAACAACAACAACAACAACAAAAAUCAUCUCUUGUCUUCUCUGCCGCCCCCACUUUGGUGGAUUGUCACUACUAAACAAGAGGUCUUUUAAUUUCUUUCUUCUUUUUUUCCCUUUUAUAACUUCUGGGGAAGUUGAUAUUCAUCUCGAUGAUUCAAAGAUAAAUUUCGUGUUGAUUCAUACAAAAAUUGUUUCAUUCUUUUACUGGUGGAAAAUAUUACAAGAUUAAUUAUUUUCA